Molecule: messenger RNA, 4193 nt
Organism: Felis catus (domestic cat)
Lineage: Eukaryota; Metazoa; Chordata; Mammalia; Carnivora; Felidae
Product: serine/arginine repetitive matrix protein 1-like
Exons: 2
Coding region: 341-1321 (326 amino acids)
Source: RefSeq, a predicted model, not a curated record
UCACAGAUGAAGGCGUGUGCCACUGUUGAGUUCUGCCCCCCGCCCACCCACUCUCCCUUGCUCUGCUGGGCCUGGAGGCCGGUGGCUGCUAGAAUCUAGAGCAGGGACCAGGAGGCCACCAGGCUCCAGCCUCUGCCCUGGGCGUCUGUGCCUCGGCUCCACCCUCCCACUACUGGUUGACCUGGUGGCCCUGGUCCUCCUCCCAGGGCUCCUCCUGAGGCUCCAGCCCUCCUUGGCUCUGCCGGGCCUCAGGAGGGGGCACACCAGCACCUGUGCCCACUCUGGUCUUCUGUACCCUUCCCGCUAAGAUGGAAAGUUCCCAAAAUGCAGCCUCUCUCCAAUGUGUGGCCUGUGUCCUCCAGACCACCCAGGGGUGAAGCCCAGGCCUCCUGCCCCUGCCUCUCUCCAUCUCCUGGAUGCCCUCCGUUCUGUCCUCCUCUGCAUCUGCCCCGUGGCCCCGUGCGGUCCUGCUGGUGCCCGCUGGUAUGGAGAUGCCUCGCUGCCAGAGCCUGGUGCCUGCCCCCGUCCGGCCUCUGGGCAGGCCCGACGGGCAGCGUCGACCGAGACUUCCUGCACUGCCGGCCCAGGAUCCGAGCCGGCCUGCGCUCAGCCGCCUCGUGAUCCCCACCACCCCACCCCCCGCCCCGGGCGGCGACCAGGGCCCUGCCGCCGUGUCACUGCCUCUUCUCCCCUCACCGAGGGCCCUCGGGGCUGGGAAACGUUCGCUUCCCACCGUCCGGACUGGCCCCAGGAACCAGAACAGCACCCCGCGCACACAGGCAGGUCCUCGCCCAGGAAGACGAGAGCCAGGGACACCAAGCCGCGUGGAGGAAGGCGCAAGACCCCAACUCUUCCUGAGAUGGGAAAUGCGGACGCCAGCACAGAGAGGUCAGAGAUGGACCACAGAUGCGGGAAGACAGCUGCUAGCACACAAAGGGCCAAAGUCCCGGGAACAAAGCCUCUCACAGAAGCACAACAAAGAGACAAACAAUCCACAGAACGGGGGCGAUGGCCACGAAGAGGCGACCCACAGAAGUGCAGACCCACGACCCCAAUGACCUCAGGCUCCAGAACCUUCCGGGGCUCUGCUCACCCCUUGCUGCCCGGAGCCCCGAGGGCACGGCAGUUCGUACUUCUCACCCCCCACCGCGAGGGACACCUCCCGUGUGCACCUCGGAUUUGUGAAAUGAGUCAGGGCAGAAGACCCUCAGCCCCCAGUGAGUGGCCCCCAGGAGUGGCGGGCUGUCCCCCGAGACGUCCACACGCCCGCCCGUCUGCCACACGCCGCAGCCCACCGCCCGCCACCGCUCCUGAGCCGUGAGCCUGGCUCCCCCACCCCCGCUGGCAGCCGGGGUCCAGGCAGGCCACGCGUCACACGGGCUCACCUGCUGCUGGUCUCGGAUCUACGACCACCCGAGCCCCAUGUCUUAGAAUCACUCUCAGAAUCACCGUUUUAAAGUGUUUGAGUCGGUGGCACUUAGUACAUGCAGAGCGUUGAGCAGCCGCCGCCUCCAAUUCCAGAACAUUCUCGUCAGCCUGCAGAGAAAGCCCUGCCCCUCGGCCGUCACCCCCAUGGCCUCCCCCAGCCCCUGGCGGCCAGCAGUCUGCUCUCCCCUGAGGGUCCCCCUGCUGGGACGGUUCACAGAAAGGGAACCACACAACAGGCGGCCGCAGUGCCUGGUUCUCCACCGAGAGCCUUUUCCAGACUCGUCCGUGCUACAUCCACAUUCCUCCGUGGGCAGGAUAACCCUCUCUGCACGUCUUGUUUGUGCACCAUCCACCUAUGGAUGCGCGGGUCGUCCACGCCUUCUGGCAACUCCGGGAUAAGGGUGAACUUACAAACCAGGCACAGGAAGGGGUCAACGACUGUGGCCGGCCGUAACAGGACAAUCCUAGCGAUACGCCACAAGGGAGGCCGCGUGACCGUGGUGUCCUGCGGCCCGGGAUGACGGGGGACAUGAGAUGCCAGGCACGAGGUGAGUGAGGUGAGUGGCGCUGGCUUGUGACCAAGCGUGAGACAGCGCUGCCCUCCAAGCACCGUCGGGGGGACCACCACCCUGCCCCAGGUGGCGGCUGACGCCCGUGACGGACUGCUGGGCGGGCUUCGGCCGGAGUCCCUGCCCCUCUCGGGAAAGAUCGGUUUGCUGGGCCACGUGGUAACUCUGCUCAACCUUCUGAGGGCCUGCACGCUGCUCCAGGGUGGCCGAGCAGGGACCCCGCCAGGCCCAGCCCUCUGGAUGGCACCCGGCGCCUGCAGGGACGAGAUCACUUUAUGGGUUUCUGCAAAACAAGCAGCGCCGGGCCGGCCCUCUGAGCGGAGGCGACCUCCACUGGUUUCCUCCAGGCACCGGGGGAACGGAUGAAACCGCGGCCACGCGUGGGGCGCACCUCCGGGGUCCCAAACGCGCCGACUCUGCGUUUGGCAGGAGGGAAAACCAAGGGGCCCUUUGUCUUCAGGAGCUGACCCGCCUGUGCGGUCGCGCGUCUGCCCUGGUGGGAGCGGGGGCUCUGUGCUGGCAGCUGGCCGGGGGCGCCCACGCUCUGCCCAGCUCUCGGGGAGCAGCCAGCCCAGGAGCGGGGCCGGGGCGGGCGCGGAAGGCCAGCCUGCCCCACGCGGGCUCCAAACGUGCCGCAGGUCUACGCAGCCGGACCACGGCCUAGUCUCGGGGCAAGGCUGGGGCACGUGGAGGCCUGGAGCCUAGCGUUUGGCCCAACGUGCUUCCUGUAGAAACGUGCCAGCCACGGCGAGCCGUGGCCAGUUUACAAGAGCAAGCUCCGCAAAGCGCUAAGGGCUCCUGUUCCACCCACGUCCUGAGCAUAGGUCACCUGCCCCUGGCAGCCCAGGGUGGCCGCUCGCUCUCACUGGCCCGGCUCAGCUUUCUCUGCUGUCCGAGCCUUAUCUGGACACGGCUGCUUCCUGCUAAUCCAGAGGCAAGGUCAGAGGUGCCGUCUCAGCGUCUCUGCUGGCUGGCAUGUGGGGCCAGAGUGGCCUUUGUCACUGAAGCUGGGAAGCCCUGCAAGGGGGACGGAGGAGGAGCGGCUGGGUCACCGUGAGCCCACUUUCGGGCCCCAGCCCAGCCAGCCUGCCCACGGUGGGGCCAGGGCGCAGGAGGAAGGGGCGAAGGAGCCGGUCCCCAAGCGAGGUGUUGCUGUCAGAGGCCAGCGUGGCCACCUGCAGGGAGGAGCCGGGCACUCGCAGAGAGCACUGCGUGUCUGUCAGGGAGAGCUUCAAGGGGGCCUGGGACCCCAAAACUCCAGCCAGCCAGCAAUACAACCAUGUUACACGAGGGCAUUGGCUGUUGGCCAAUGCCUGCUCUGGGACCAGCCACGGGGAGGUCUCCUGGGCCAGUGUCCUCCACCUGGGUGACCCAAAUGCCCCAGAGGUCACCCUCGGCCCCUCAUCCUCCAGCCCAGCAGCCUCAGGCACGAGGGGAACCCCACAUGGUCUCCGGCAGGCGAGGCCCUCCCCAGCGCUCUCCCUCCCGCCUGCUGAGGCCUUUACUUUAGCAGAGGCGGCCCCGGCCAGCGCCUGGGAAGAGAAGGACGCCAUCCGGCAAUGGGGUGGGGACGGCAGGCUGGGGAGCCCCCAGGGCACCUCGGUUGAACCCUGUGUCCCUCCAGAGUGGCCUGCAGGCUGGACUUCAGGGACACAAUGAUGGUCCUGGGUGGCCCUGCUCCAGGCAGGUGAUGCUCGGCCAGCUGCCGGCCCUAGGGUCUGUCCAGACAGGGUCAAGCGCCAGCCUUUCUCUGGCCAAAAUCCACCCGCUUCCUGCCCCUCCCUGACAAGGGCAGGGAGGGGUGUGAGCACACUCGGUGGCGAGCCUGGAAGGGGGCGGCCUCACUUUCCAGCUCCUCAGGCUCCCCCAGGGGCUCACACCCCCCAGCCAGGCUUGCCCCAGGCACGUCCCCAGGCUAACCCAGAAAGCAGCUGGAACCUUCUCUCUGGGGACGGCAAGUGCCCCAUGUUGGACAGUACCGCCCUGAGCGAUGGGUGUCCACGAAGGCCAAGAGGAGCGGGACCCACGCUGACGGCGGGGCACUGUGCCACAGGCUGUCCCCCCCACGGGCAGGCUCAGUGGAGCGGCAGAACCAGCCCUGCUGGGCAUGGAGUGCUUCCAGCUCGUCUAAUGACAACAGUGCGCCCGGGGCAGCCCGACCUCCCAGAGGUGAAGGGUGGCGUGGGACCCCGAGGG